AAAAUCGAUCUUUUGUAUCUACUUUUAUCGCUGAAGUUCAAAGACAGCAAUAAGAUGCCAAAACAGUAUCUAUUCUAUAUUUUGAAUACAGCUAGUAUCACUAAUAUUUAUUUCUCCUCUAUCUAAGUUACUUCUGCUCUUCGUGUCCGAAUCUAUGAAUAAAGCAUCGACAGCAUCUCGCAAUCUGAAUAUUUUCCAUCUUUCAGUAUCCAUCCAUAAACAUUCCUGUCAGAUAUCACUAGGUCUCAUCCAUUGCAAGAAUAUCACGUAGUUCUUGCUCAUGCGCAACAGUGAGGGAAGUUUGAAUAUAAAAGAACAUUGCGAUAUUGGAUGACUAGGAUAUUCACAAGUGAGGCAGGAUGUGGGAAGGAGAAUUGGCCGACGUUAUUCUACCUACGGUAUCGACAAUGAUUGUUUUUGUUCUGACGAUAAACAUUGUCAGAUACUUGAUGGCUGAGCCGCACAUCCACAUCAGAGAUGCGACUAAAUCACAUUCGUGGAAACCAAUAAAGAGAAUAUCCAGGGCCCAUUUUUGCAGCAUAUGCGAAUCACUGCUCAUCAACGUCGAUGGCCUUUAUUGCGACUCGUGUGGAGUCUGUGCCGAUCGAGGCUGUUUCAAACUGGCGGAUAAACAGCUGAAGUGUAAAGACAUAACGCUAGCUAGCGACCAGCCAAUGAAACACCAUUGGGUCAAAGGUAACUUGCCAGUAACUGCGAUGUGCGAUUUUUGUGAUGAAGAAUGUGAAAUGGAACCAGGGCUAUCGGAUUGGUGGUGUUGCUGGUGUCAACGAUGCGUUCAUGAUCUCUGUAAAUCUAAUUUACCAGAAGUAUGUGACUUUGGGAAAUUCAAGCUGAUGAUAGUGCCGCCGGGAAGCUUGGAAGUAGUCAACACCCGCAGCAAGAUGCGCCGUCGCCUUCAACUCCGUAAAAUAAUACCUCCACUGUGGCCAAACUGGAAUCCUAUAAUUAUCGUUGCCAAUAGGAAGUCGGGUAAUAACGAUGGGGCUGCAAUAUUGUCACUAUUUCGAAGGCUCGUAAACCCAGCUCAAGUUGUUGACCUUGCUGAACGAGAUCCUGUCGCAGCGCUUGAAUGGUGCCGUUUACUCGGAGAUGUUUCAUGCAACAUCCUUGUCGCUGGUGGUGAUGGGACUGUGGCCUGGCUUCUCAACACAAUUCAUAAAUUACAACUAAAGCCGAUUCCAUCUGUGGCGAUACUACCUCUGGGAACAGGUAAUGACUUGUCUCGUGUUCUCGGAUGGGGAAAAGAGCAUAAUUCGGAUCUAGACCCAGCAGCCACCUUGCAGCAGAUACAAGCCGCCCAGAAGGUGGAUCUUGAUAGAUGGCAAGUAUCAGUAAAACCAUUCAGAGGCCUUGGAUUCAGGGGUUCGAGCAAAGAUUCUUUUAUGUACAACUAUAUAAGUAUUGGCGUAGACGCACAGGUCACAUUGAGUUUUCAUCGCGCCAGAGAAAGCUGUUUCUAUUUAUUCAGUCACAGAAUAUUCAAUAAGCUUCUCUAUCUGGGCUUUGGGACACAGCAAGUUGUCGAGAGAGAAUGCAGAGAUUUGGACAAAAAAAUAGAACUUUAUUUGGAUGGAAACAAAGUAGAACUGCCAUCAAUUGAAAGUAUUGUCGUUCUUAACAUACCUUCUUGGGGUGCCGGUGUUGAUCUCUGGAACAUGCUUCCUCAAGGGGCCGAUGGGGUUCAAAAGCAAAGCAUAAAUGACGGAAAGUUAGAAGUUGUUGCGAUAUAUUCUUCAUUUCACAUGGCCCAACUGCAAGUGGGUCUGUCUCAGCCUCAUCAUCUUGGGCAGGCAUCAAAUAUCAAGAUAAAAUUGCUCGGUUCAUGCGCAGUGCAAAUCGAUGGAGAACCUUGGUAUCAGCAUCCUUGUGAAUUUAACAUUUCAUACUGCGAUCAGGCAUCGAUGUUGAAAAGUAACUACAACUAAUUGACAUCUCCUGCAUCAAUGCUUGUGCAAUUGACGUAUUCAGAAUUGUGUGUUAACAAACGGUUUCAACGAACAUAAGCAGAUUCUGUAGAACCAUUCUUAUUUUUGAUCCGAAAGAAAACUCUAGUCACGUUAUCGAACACAUCGCGUACAUACAAUAGUUAUUUUUUUAAAGCGUCGCUUCCUUUUGCCUGCUAUUAAAAAACUACUCAAUUAAUUCUCGCCCAUUGGGCAUUUAUCGAAAUAUGUCUGAAAAUAUUCAUGCGUAUAUUUAGGAUUACGCUUAUGCUUAUGCUUAAACUAGAGUGUCCCGGUGACCUCUAUGAGUCAGUCAACACCACAAUGUCACACAAUUUGUGUCCUACUCGGAUUUCUUUCAAUUUCGUGAUUUCGUAGAUAUUUGUUAAAACAACUGAAUAACUAUGUGGUGCUUGACAGCUUAAUUUUUUUUAUGUUAAGUAACAGCCAGACAAAUAUUGUGAACAAUUGAUGUACCUAUUUUAAAAUAUUUAUUAUAGUAAUUAAGGAUUUAUCCGGGCUUGGAAUUGAUUCUGUUUAACGAUAUCUGCAUCGUGUCUUCUUAUCUCAAACGUUCCUAAGAUAGCCAAAAUUUCAGAAGACAAGACUGCAGAAUCUCUGUAAAAGUAAUUUGGAUAUUUUUAAUUCUUAUUUUUACUUUUUCUUCGGGGCAAUCUCAUUAAAAUCAUUAAUUAUAACCUUUUAUUACUUUCGUCAUUCCUUCACAAUGGAGUGUACCAUUGGUUAAUUACUAAGUAUUGUCCCAAAAAUUAAGUGGGUAUUUAUUAUUCCGUAAGAAGGGCUGAUCUGAUUGCUAAUAAUAAGUAAUGCAAGGUUGUAUUUGAAAUUUCUCAAUACAAAUCAAAGGCCAUUUUUGAGCAGGACUGAAAAAUGGUUACUUAAAUUCUUUCAUAUGUUUAGUACCUCGAAUUUUUAUGAUUCUUUUGAUUAUGUUGAUGUAAAAAUUUAGUAUUACUGGACACCAUCUUGACGGUAUAAAAAUUGCAUUGAAUCUUGAAUUUUUAUGUAAAAC
Diprion similis is the source of this 2997-nucleotide messenger RNA. It is a transcript of the gene Dgkepsilon, whose product is annotated as diacylglycerol kinase epsilon. The transcript has 10 exons. Bases 360 to 1946 code for a protein of 528 amino acids. Gene Ontology annotation, molecular function: ATP-dependent diacylglycerol kinase activity. The record is from RefSeq and is a predicted model, not a curated record. Lineage: Eukaryota; Metazoa; Arthropoda; Insecta; Hymenoptera; Diprionidae.